Messenger RNA from Gadus macrocephalus (Pacific cod), 6227 nucleotides. RefSeq names its product 1-phosphatidylinositol 4,5-bisphosphate phosphodiesterase beta-4-like. Gene Ontology annotation, molecular function: calcium ion binding; phosphatidylinositol-4,5-bisphosphate phospholipase C activity. The record is from RefSeq and is a predicted model, not a curated record. Lineage: Eukaryota; Metazoa; Chordata; Actinopteri; Gadiformes; Gadidae. Gene Ontology annotation, biological process: lipid metabolic process; phosphatidylinositol-mediated signaling.
AUGGUGCAGCAGAUGACCUCUCUGGGUUCAGGAUUCCAAAAAAAUUAUUUUGUCCCUCAACAGGACCCGUUCGUCUUCGAGCCCAACUGCCAGAUGAGAGUCGAUGAGUUUGGCUUUUUCAUCACCUGGAGAAGUGAGGGCCAGGUUCUAGAAUGCUCCUCAUCAACAGUAUUCGAGUCGGAUCUGUGGCCAAAGGACCCUAAAAUCCUGUCUGCGUUCGAGGCGGUGGGCAAGACGGAGCCGGACCUGGAGGGCUGUGUGAUCUGCAUCUGCAGCGGCACCGACCUGGUCAACCUCAGCUUCAUGUUCCUGGUGGCAGAGACCCCCGAAACAGCCCGGAAAUGGACGGAGGGGCUGCGGUCGGUUAUUCACAACUUCAAGGCCAACAACGUUUGUCCGAUGACCUGCCUGAAGAAACAUUGGAUGAGGAUGUGCUUUCUGACCAACGUGAACGCAAAGAUCCCAGUGAGAGGCAUCACUCGGACCUUUGCGUCGGGAAAGACAGAGAAGGGAAUCUUCCAGGCCCUGAAGGAGCUGGGCCUGCCCAGCGGAAAGAAUGACGAGAUCGAGCCGAAUGUGUUCACCUUCGACAUCUUCUACGCACUCACCCAGAAGAUCUGCCCUCGCACAGACAUCGAGGAACUCUUCACCAAAAUCAAUGGGAACACAAGUGAUUUUUUAACCGUAGACCAGUUAGUCAGCUUUCUGAAUGAAAACCAGCGCGACCCCAGGUUAAACGAGAUCCUGUUUCCGUUCUACGACCCCAAGAGAGCCACGCAGAUCAUUGAGAAGUAUGAGCGGGAUGAGGAACUGAAGAAGAAAGUCCGCAUCUCGUCGGACGGCUUCUGUCGCUACCUGAUGUCGGACGAGAACGCGCCGGUGUUCCUGGACCGGCUGGAGCUGUACCAGGACAUGGACCAGUCCCUGGCGCACUACUUCAUCAGCUCCUCCCACAACACCUACCUGACCGGCCGGCAGUUUGGCGGGAAGUCGUCUGUGGAGAUGUACCGCCAGGUGCUGCUGUCUGGCUGCAGAUGUGUGGAGCUGGACUGCUGGGACGGUAAAGGAGAGGACCAGGAGCCGAUCAUCACUCACGGCAAGGCCAUGUGCACAGAUAUCCUGUUCAAGGAUGUGAUCCAAGCAAUUAGGGACACAGCGUUUGUCACCUCAGAAUACCCUGUCAUCCUGUCCUUUGAAAACCACUGCAGUAAACCGCAACAGUAUAAGAUGGCCAAGUAUUGCGAGGAGACUUUCGGGGAGUUACUCCUCAGGCUGCCACUAGAGGGCUUCCCGAUUGAGGCGGGACGACCUUUACCUUCCCCGAACGACCUGAAACGCAAAAUCCUCAUCAAAAACAAACGCUUGAAACCGGAAGUGGAGCAGAAACAGCUGGAGUCCUUUAAGAAGCACAUGGAUGCAGGAGAGACCAACAUCCCGGCCAUCAUACUGGGGGAGGAGAACGAGGAGGAUGUGGAGAACGGAGAGAAAGAGCCAGAAGACAAGGAUGUGAACUCGGAGGCCCCCAGCAGCCUAUCAGAGGAGCCCAGUGAGAAGGCAGAGAGCAACAGCAUCUCCCAGAACCACACGUUUGGCUCCCAGAAGACUGAGGAGCACGUCAACAGCAUAAAGAAGGUGGCCGAGGAUGAGGUAACAGAGAUGUCUGAGGCGACAGAUGCUACCGACCUCUCAGAAGCAUCCGACCUGGAGAACAAAAAGGCUGGAGAAGCAGCAGAGGACUCUGAGGAGGCUCUGAUUGCACAGUACACGUAUGUAGGAGCCACCACUAACAUCCACCCUUACCUCUCCGCCAUGGUCAACUACGCACAGCCCGUCAAGUUCCAGAGCUUCGACUCGGCCGAGGAGAGGAACAUCCACCACAACAUGUCCUCCUUCAACGAGUCCGUCGGCCUGGGUUACCUGAAGACCAACGCCAUUGAGUUCGUCAACUACAACAAGCGGCAGAUGAGCCGGAUCUACCCUAAAGGCGGCCGCGUGGACUCCAGUAACUACAUGCCUCAGAUCUUCUGGAACGCCGGCUGUCAGAUGGUCUCGCUCAACUUCCAGACCCCAGAUCUGGCCAUGCAGUUGAACCAGGGAAAGUUUGAGUACAACGGCUCCUGCGGUUCAUUUAACGACGGCUCGUGGCUUAAGAACCUUAGUUCAUUGAAAUGGAUUGUGAUCCUGCCCGACCUGGCGGUGCUGCGCUUCGCCGUCUACGACGACAACAACAAGCUGAUUGGCCAGCGCAUCCUGCCCCUGGACGGCCUGCAGGCGGGCUACCGCCACAUCUCCCUGAGGAACGAGGGCAACAAGCCCCUCCUGCCCACCAUCUUCUGCCAGAUCAUCCUCCGCACCUACGUGCCCGACGGCUUCGGGGCUAUCGUGGACGCCCUGUCGGACCCAAAGAAGUUCCUGACAAUCGCAGAGAAGAGAGCGGACCAGAUGAAGGCCCUGGGCAUUGAUACGAACGACAUCGCGGACGUGCCCAGCGGGAGCUCCAAGAACGACAAGAAGGGGAAGGGCAAGGGGGACACGGUGAAAACCAGCGUCAGCCCCCAGGCCAGCUCCGACAUGGCCCAGACCUCCACCGCCGCACAGAACAACACGGCCGAGGCCCGGAGAGAUACAGCUGCCCUGGUGCCUAACGUUAGCAUCGACGACUUGAAACAGAUGAAGACGUAUGUGAAGCUGAUGAAGAAACAACAGAAGGAGCUCAGCUCUUUAAAGAAGAAACAUGUGAAGGAUCAGAACGUCAUGCAGAAGUCCCACUGCACCCAGGUGGACAAAAUGGUGUCCCAGCACGAGAAGGACAAGACAACGCUAGAGAAACUCCUGGACAAAGCCAUCAAGAAACGAGGGGAAAACAACUGCCAGGAGCUGAAGAAGGAGACGGAGGAUAAGGUCCAGACGCUAACUACUGACCACAAAGCUAAGGUGAAGGACAUCACGGCGCAGCACACCAAGGAGUGGUCGGAGCUGACCAGCGGCCACAGCAGCGAGGCCCAGGAGAUGAGGGACGGCCACGUGGGCCAGCAGUGUGAGCACCUCAAGAAGCUGCUGGCCAGCGUGCAGGAGCAGCAGACGGCCCAGCUCAAGGUCGUCCAUGAACGGCAGAGCAAAGAGAUGCGAGCCAACCAGGCCAAGAUGUCAAUGGAGAACAGUAAAGCCAUCAGCCAGGACAAGAGCAUCAAAAACAAAGCCGAGAGAGAAAGGAGAGUGAGGGAGCUGAACAGCAGCAACACAAAGAAGUUCCUGGAUGAGAGAAAAAGGCUGGCCAUGAAGCAGCAGAAGGAGAUGGAACAGCUGGAGAAAAACCAGAGGGAGCAGGUGGACAAACUGGACAAGUUCAACGAGCAGGCCAAGGACAUGCAGCAGAUGGUGAAGUUGGAGGAGGAGAUGGACCAUCGCCGACCAGCAACAGUGGUGUGAGCGUCCAAGACUAAGAGACACUUGAGAGAGAGAGAGAGAGAAAGAAAAAGCGAGAGACACACACACACACACACACACACACACACACACACACACACACACACACACACACACACACACACACACACACACACACACACAGAGAUGCACACGUAGAUGCAUGCGUCCUCCACCCAUCACACACUGGUCCCACACACCCUCUUCAUAUUUCUGUGCCAUAAACCAGACAGCUAGCGGCCACCGCCCUUGAGGUAGCAAAUGUACGCCGUCACGAGAUACACACAAAACAACAGUAAAUCUCACGGCCCUGUGUUCAUCGCAGUCGCACAUAUCGUAAUGCGACCCCCACCCCCCCCCCCCCUUCAUUAUCCAGCAGUUUGGCCCCGCCCCAAUGAGGAGAGCCACCCAGUAGCUUUGGAGAAUAAACCAACCGAGCCUCCAGGACGCAACAGCUUGCAUCUGAUUGGCUGACAGGUAUCCAGCCUUGAGAAAUAGCGUUCGAUGGCUGCGUAUGGAGUCUAGUUUUCCGUGAGGUGUUUUGCUAAACGUGGAGCCACCCUUUAAUAUCUUCGAGCCGCACUACUGGUGUUCUUUGGAUCGGCAUAUGGUGUGUUCAGUCACUGAAAUCAAAGACUGAAUACAUAGUAUGUGAGAUCCAAAGAGACACACGCAAACACACACACACACACACACACACACACACACACACAUACACACACACACACACACACACACACACACACACACACACACACACACACACACACACACACUUGUCCCUUUUUACCAGUUAAGGCUCUAUGGUACUCGUUUUUUUACUGUCUUGGUCCAGAACACAAACCUGCUGCUAGUGGUGGACACAGAACCAAUCAUGCACUUCAACCUGUUCUCACACACACACAAUCUAACACAAACACACACCCACACACACACACACACACACGCACACAGACAGGGCACAAACAGGAUUGCUUUCUUGUGGGAUGUAACAGAUAUCAGUUCACGUUUUGGUUUAUCUUUUGUCUUCUUUUUUUAAUCGGUACCCGAUAAACACAAAAAACCACUGCAACACAGUUCUACAGGCUGAUGUGGAAAGAAAGAAAAUAAUAUGUAUAGCGUUUUAAUUUCAAGUCGGCACAAACUAUAAAGAAGUGAAAUAUUCUGUAUGCUAACACACCGGUUCUGUCCUGGGCACUUUUUGAUGUGGUGUAGGCUGGCUUUACCAAUACGGGCCAAUGUACUGGCCUACUACUGUAAGUUUGUUUUCUGUAUUUUAAUAAGAAUGUAAACAAAGAGAAUCACUGUAUUGCGGAGCGGGAAAGCCUUAGUAUCACCUAGUCACUACACUGCAAGAUAUUUCUGUAUAGCUACGUAUAAUUUUACUGUUAUUCUUUUUCUAUUGUUCCAUUCACUAUCGCCCUCUUCAAAACGCUAACGUUGGGGAUUUCCUCUAAGAAGUUAAAGUUAAGAGCGCACCGAGGGGUGACUUGGUUUGAGGUUUUCACUCAGGGUCCGGAUUCACCAACUCCAGCGUUGUUUCGAACCGCUGCAAAGAACAGCGGGCGACAGCGUGACCAUGACAUUGUACAGCCGCCAUGGCAACCAACACUACCCCGCUUCUACAGCCCCUUUUUCGGAACACGCCAGCGACAAUGUUUUUCCGAUUGUGAACGACAAACGUUGCCUCUGGCUGUGGUCGUUUUUUUUGGUUGUUUUUGUAUUUUAUCGGUUGGUUUAGUUUUUGAAGAACUUUUGCCAGGAAGUAGUCACAGAAGCUCGGUACUGCGUGAGGGAAACAACGUUGACGAAACAACGUUGCCAUGGUGAGGAUCGUGGACGUCAGCUGUCAGUUACGAAAGUUUGGCCAUGAUAAUAAAAUGUAUGGUACUGUACCGUUUGCCAGGAUUCCAUGUUCAUCGUGGUUUGUCAUAAUGAUGAUGAUGAUAAAGGUGUACGGUUCGAAGGGGAUAGAAGUUAUUUUAGAUUUUUAUUCUGGCGUUUAAUUCUGCUGUAGCACAAACAACAAAGGGGAUUAGGCAAAGAUACCAUUGUACUGUAAAUUCUGGAAUGUACCAUGUACUUUACUUUUACUUUUUGACCAAAAUGUGUUGAACAGAUCUGUCGUUACAGGCCAUGGGGAUAGAAGGGUUCCAAUGGGUACUGGGAAAGACAGUGGGUUAUUUUAUAUAUUGCUACUACGUUUUUUCUUUUCAUUCUCUUUAUAUUUACUUUAUUCCCCCCUCCCCCAACAACCACACUUUAAUGUGUUCACCACAUAUCUAGUGAAGAAAAAGAAUGAAGUGCUUUUAAAAUGUUAUUCCAUUGCUUUCAGAUGUGCCACUCUUUGUCUGUUAGGAGGUUUAAAUUAUUUUGCGAAAAAUACAUGCCAAAUUAAAGGGGUUAUUUAUAUGAAUAUAUUUAUAUAUAUAAUAUAAAUAUACAUAUAUAUUAGGUAUAAUGUGUAGUUUAAGACGAUUUCUGUAUGUUUGUUAGAGGCUUUUUGCACUAGUUGAAUGUUUCUGGUGUGUUUCAACUAUAUGUUACCUUUCGCUCUCUAGUUGUUGAACAUAGCAGAUUAUUUUUGCAUAACGUUGCGGAUUUUGAUUUCCUCGAUUUAUAUCUCCUGUUUUUCUUUGUUUUCUAUCGUCAGUGUAGCCUGUCAACGGACCAUUCUGUGCGUGUUAUUUUGUAUUUAUAUUGUACUGUUCGACUUCUAGAAAUGGAAAUAUUGUUGUUCUCUGGCUCCUUUAAUACUGUUUUAUAGUAUGUGUACUAAUAAAAUAUCCAGGUGUAAAGAG